Messenger RNA from Paramecium octaurelia, 1237 nucleotides. NCBI's taxonomy places the organism in Eukaryota, Ciliophora, Oligohymenophorea, Peniculida, Parameciidae. The record is from the annotation of a GenBank genome assembly.
AUGUAUUAGGUAUAAAAAAUGAUUUAGUUUUAACCAGAUAUGAAGUUAGAAUGUUAAGAAUAUGAUCAUAAGGAUGAGAUAGAGACGAUUUGUUUCAAUUCAUUUUGUAGUGAAUUUAGAUUAAAUUAUUUUAUAUGUAUUAAGAAGGGAAGAAGCCAUCUUGAUCAUUUAGAUGAUGUUGAAAAAAUCAAUAGUUUGAUGGGAUUUUGGAUGAGAAAAAAAAAAAAAAAUAUAGAAUUUGAUAAUUUGAUUGAUGAUCCAAAUACAUUUGUAGAAAGUCUGAAUCAGUCAUUUUCUUUAUUAAAAAGAGGGAUCAGAUAAAAAUCUUCAUUGCAAAAAGAAAGAAUAAUAAAUUUAAACUCAAAGUAAAUAUAUGACUAUUUGAAUUCAACCCUCAAAUUAAUUGAAUACAAAUAAUCAAUCACAACAAUCAUUUCAGAUUAGACUAUGAAAUUAACUGAUAAAUUCGAUAAUUUAUAUUAAUAAUUAUAAUUAUCGUCAUUUAAUUAUUAAUAAAUUGAUGAUAGAUUAUAUUCUAAGGAGUUAUAUAAUUAAGUUAAUUCGAUGUGAUAAUAUUUAGCUUUUGAUUUAUAUUGGAAGGAUAAAAUUACAGAAGCAAUAGAUAUUUUAGAUCCGUCAAUAUAACAAAAUCCUAAUAAUCUCUAUGGUGCAAAGAUGAAAAUAGUUGAUAAUUAAUAGGAGCAUGUUUAAGACUUUUAAAUAAAUAUGAGGAAGCAAUCAGUUAGCUGGAUAAAGCAUUAGCUAUUGAUCCUAAGCAUAUUAAUUCCUUAGGUGAAAAAGGUAGUUUGAGUUAUAAUUAUAUUAAUAGGAGGAUGCUUAAGAAUAUUGAAAAAAUAUAAUGAGUCUUUAUAAGUAUUGGAUUAAGCACUCUCCAUCAAUCCAAAAAAUACAUUUUCUCUUUAAUCAAAAGGUAUCCAAUCAUCUAAAUUUUUAGGAGGUUGCGUAUAAUGUAUCAAAAAUCACUUCAUAUUAAGAGAUUAAUAACAAUAUAAAUGGCUCUAAUUUAUUAUGAGAAAUCAUUAACCAUUGAUCCGAAUGAUCAAUAUACAAUAAAUCAAAAGGGUAUUCUCAAAUGAUAAAUUAGAAUUUCGCAAAAAGAAAUUAAAUCAAUGAAUGUUAUUAUAAUUAAAAAUAGUCAUUAGAAUAUUUUUCUUAUGAAAUUUUCAUUAUAAUGGAAUUAAAUUAAUCAUAAUAAUAACAAUAAUUAUUAUAAUGA